CUGGCACUUUCUACAUUAAUUCAAUUUUCAUAAGUUACAAAGAGCUCCCAUGGACCGUGUUGGCUGGGUGAAGCUCUUAGAUAGAGAAAUGAAGAAUGCCUCCAAUGAAGAUGAUGCUAUAGCUCGUGGUUCAAGAGUGUUUGAUGCUUCCGAGUCAUCCAUACAUGCAAUUGCAAACACUGGGAUUAACCAGCUGAUGGAACAAGGAGAAAAACUCUUACAGGAAUAUAUAAUUCUCAAGCAAACAAUGGCUAUCCAACAACAAGAAUGUCAGAAAGAGCGUGAAGAACGAAAAUUGGAGCAUGAAACACUACUACAGGAAUAUAUGAUUCUCAAGCAACUGGUGACUCAGUACCAACUUGGGCUGAGAACAUUAAAGAAGAAGAAUGUUAUACUGGAAAGAAAAUAUCUACACAUGAAGAACUUUGCAAUGCAUCUAUACCAGAAUCAGAAAAGCAACUCCAUCCCAAGCCGCUUCUCUCAGUCCCUGCACCCUGAUAUCUUCCAUUAAUUCUUGGAUAUGUUAACUUGGUCUAAUGGGUGGUUAGUAUG
Molecule: messenger RNA, 552 nt
Organism: Quercus lobata
Lineage: Eukaryota; Viridiplantae; Streptophyta; Magnoliopsida; Fagales; Fagaceae
Exons: 4
Coding region: 50-511 (153 amino acids)
Source: RefSeq, a predicted model, not a curated record